Messenger RNA from Contarinia nasturtii (swede midge), 2069 nucleotides. Its product is annotated as monocarboxylate transporter 12-like. The record is from RefSeq and is a predicted model, not a curated record. The transcript is spliced from 13 exons. Gene Ontology annotation, biological process: monocarboxylic acid transport; transmembrane transport. Lineage: Eukaryota; Metazoa; Arthropoda; Insecta; Diptera; Cecidomyiidae. Bases 304 to 2013 code for a protein of 569 amino acids. Gene Ontology annotation, molecular function: monocarboxylic acid transmembrane transporter activity.
CAUUUGAGCUAUUCAUAUCUGUGACAAAAAGUCUACUCGCUUGUAGCAUUGAUUUCAGUUUCAAGUUACAUUUCAAGUGCAACGGUUUUAUUCUCCGUUUGAGAUUCAGAAAACAAUUAAAUUAUAAAGUGCAACAUUUUGUUGUGCGCAAAGGCAAAUCCUUCACAUUUUUGAAAAAAAAAAAAAAAAAAAAAAACAAUCAUGAAAAAUAUUGAAAUUCAGUGAAAUAAAGGUACAAAUUAAAAUUAUUUUGAAGUGAUACCAAUUAAAUUGUUGGUAAAAAAUAAGUUGAAGCGGUAAAAUAUGACACACGGUGGGCCCGUGAAAAGGCAGAAAGCCAGUAAAAAUUCUGCCAACGUUGAUGAUGAACUUCCUAUUACACCCCCGGAUGGCGGUUAUGGUUGGGUGGUUGUCAUCGCUUCCUUUUUCAUUCAUAUCAUUACUGAUGGGAUAACUUACUCAUUUGGUGUGAUGUAUGUGGAAUUGUUGAAGGAGUUCAAUGAAGGCAAAGGUUAUACAAGUUGCAUACUCUCGCUGCUUUGUGGUAUGACUUUAUGCUCAGGUCCUAUUUCAUCCUCGUUCGUCAAUAAAUAUGGCUGUCAGGCUGUUACUAUCGCUGGUUCCAUAAUUGCUGCGGCCUGUCUUCUAGUCAGCUAUUAUGCACAGAAUAUUUUUACAUUAAUCAUAACUAUUGGUCUGGGCCUGGGCUGUGGAUUAGGUCUCAUCUAUCUACCGGCUAUAGUUAGUGUUUCGGCGUAUUUCGAAAAGUAUCGAUCUAUCGCAAUUGGUAUCGCUGUAGCCGGUAGCGGUUUGGGAACUUUCAUCUUUGCACCGCUCGUUGCAAUUUUUAUCGAAACUUUGGGCUGGCGCAAAACGUUGCUCGUUCUUUCUGCCAUUGUAUUGAAUUGUGCGUUGUUCGGUGCUUUAUUCAGACCACCAAAAUCUCGGCCAGCAAAUUCCAUCGAACAAUCAAAUACAAAUGAAAAAGAAAUUGAGUGUCAUCAAAAUAAUGGAAUUGAUUAUAAACCAAGUACGAAAUCCGACACUCUUAUGACUCGAUCACAAAGUGUUGGCCAUAAUAUGCGAACAAAUAAUCAUCAACAUAAUGAUGACGUUAGAUACAUGUUGUCACAACCGUUACUUACGAAUGCUGGUCGCGAAAUUAAGCCACUGAGUGAAUCACGUAGAAGCUCAAGCAUUCUUUCACGGCCCGACAUUUUCUAUCAGGGGUCACUGCACAAUAUUUCCAAUUUUCGAUCCCAGAGUGAACUGCGGAAUGAUGUCGAAAAGUUUGGCUCACUUCCGCGAGUUGAAGAAAAUGAAAUGGAAUCACCAUCACCGCCCACGAAAUGUUGGUGUUUCAAUAGCGACGAAAGUUUUCUUGAAAUGAUAAAUUUUCAAUUGCUUUCCGAUCCAAUUUUUCUGAUUUUUGUACUGUCUAAUUUUUGUACGUGUCUCGGAUUUUAUGUCCCCUAUUUUUGCUUGGCUGACAAAGCCAAAAUGUACGGUUUAUCAACUGAAGAAGCAAGUUAUAUUCUUGCUGCCAUCGGAUGUGCAAACACAAUUGGACGAAUUGUUUUGGGUUACAUAUCCGAUAAAUCAUGGGUUAACCGAUUGUACGUUUACAAUAUUUGUCUCUUUUCUUGCGGUAUCGCAACUGCUGCAUCUAUUUUUUGCGUGGACUUCAUUUCAUUAACUAUUUAUGCGAGUGUAUUUGGAUUCACGAUCGGGGCAUAUGUCGGUUUAACAUCAGUCAUACUGGUCGAUUUACUUGGAUUGGAUAAACUGACAAACGCAUUUGGCAUUUUAUUGUUGUUUCAAGGUUUAGCCUCGUAUAUUGGCCCACCCAUAGUCGGUUUUCUAUACGAUCAAUCACAAUCUUAUACGCCUGGUUUCAUUUUUGCUGGCUCUAUGAUUGCCUUGAGUGGCUUCAUCCUAUUUUUCAUACCGACAUUACAACGAUACUUUGCGCGGAGACAAAUGAGAAGCGAAAUUAAAAAGAAUGCGCAAUAACACUAAGAAAUAGCAGAGAUUAAAUCAUAUUAAUAAAUGAAAAUACAUUGUUUGAA